This is a messenger RNA of Zingiber officinale, 1187 nucleotides long. Its product is annotated as peroxidase P7-like. The transcript has 3 exons. Gene Ontology annotation, biological process: hydrogen peroxide catabolic process; response to oxidative stress. NCBI's taxonomy places the organism in Eukaryota, Viridiplantae, Streptophyta, Magnoliopsida, Zingiberales, Zingiberaceae. The record is from RefSeq and is a predicted model, not a curated record. Gene Ontology annotation, molecular function: peroxidase activity; heme binding. Bases 109 to 1059 code for a protein of 316 amino acids.
AUAUCGGAACCCCUUUGAGCUGUUCUAUCUCCUGCAUUAUUACCACAAAACUACAUAUAAAGCAAGCUAAACCCACUGGUCCAGUCACUGUCAAGACACUUCACAACCAUGCCGUCAGUGGGCACUGCCGCCGUCGCCUUGUUCCUUCUCGUAAUCGCCUCCACCGCCGGCGCCCAACUCUCCCACAAAUACUACUCCACCACUUGCCCCGGCCUGCAGCCUCUCGUCCGCCGUAUCAUUGACCAGGCCCUCUCGCAGGAUCCAACAUUGGGCGCCGCUCUUCUUCGUCUCUUCUUCCAUGAUUGCUUCGUAAAUGGCUGCGACGCAUCGGUGCUGCUCGACGACACCGCGACCUUCGCCGGGGAGAAGAACGCCGCCCCCAACAUGAACUCCCUCCGCGGCUUCCAAGUCAUCGACGCCAUCAAAUCCAGCGUCGAAGCAAAGUGUAGGCAAACUGUGUCUUGCGCCGACAUCCUCGCCCUCGCAGCUAGGGACAGCGUUGCCGCGCUUGGAGGUCCAUACUGGGCGGUGUACCUGGGCCGGAGGGACUCCCGGACGGCGAGCCAGAGAGAGGCGGUGGCCAAUUUGCCGCCGCCGGGCGCCAGCCUGUCGACCAUGGUGUCGUCCUUCGGGGCGAAGGGGCUGGCGGCGUGGGACACGAUCGCGCUCUCCGGCGCACACACCAUCGGACAGGCGCGCUGCGCCAACUUCCGGCAGCACAUCUACAACGACACCGACGUCGACCCGGGUUUCGCCGGGGUCCGACAGCUGGCCUGCCCGGCUUCUGGUGGAGACUCCAUAACGGCUCCGCUGGACGUGCAGACGCCAAUGGUCUUCGACAACGAUUACUACCGGAACCUGGUGGCGCGCAAGGGGCUGCUGCACUCCGACCAGCAGCUUUUCAACGGUGGCCAGUACGACUACUUGGUGUCGCUCUACAGCACCAACCAGACAGCUUUCUUCGACGACUUCGCCACCGCCAUGGUCAAGAUGGGGGACAUGAGCCCGCUCACGGGUUCCGUCGGGGAGAUCAGGACGAAUUGCAGGAGGUGGAACUGAUUGAUUGGGUCUCAGAUGAGAUUUUGCGAUGUUUAUUGGAAUUCGGAUUUGUUGAAGUAGGGGAACAAUAAUUUAAUUUUGUAUAAUUAAAUCAAUAAUUUGUGAUCUUCGAAAUCUCUUCUUCCGGA